Molecule: messenger RNA, 3744 nt
Organism: Patella vulgata (common limpet)
Lineage: Eukaryota; Metazoa; Mollusca; Gastropoda; Patellidae
Exons: 2
Coding region: 997-1983 (328 amino acids)
Cellular component (GO): membrane
Source: RefSeq, a predicted model, not a curated record
UUGAAUUUUACGGCGACCAUACUAUGGAAGCCUUUUAGGGCCAUUUUAUUAUCUCGACUAAAUCAAGAACCGGAAAGCGAGAAGUCGGUGGAGAACGCGAGGAAAUAUUGGGGUCAUGAGAUAACGAACCCUAUCGAAUUUUCAGCAUUCGGUCAACUUCCGUUCCGAAGUUAAGCCCCUUAAAAAUCCGAAACAUUGUGAACAUGCGAUACUAUAUUUCAGGCUCACUGAACGUAGUGUUCAGGCCUUCACAGAGACUGACACGCGACCGCUUAGCAGUAAACAGUUGCCCAGUAAAAUUGACUGGGGUCGAUUUUAGUUUCGACAAGGAUUCAAUAGGAUAUGGUUCCUGAACGAGUGAACGUACAGGGCGAGUGUUAAUCUGUUUCACAGAGUAUUACGAAAGUCUUUUAAUAUCUCUGUAAAAGAUGACUACCUAGCGAAUAUUCACUGCUGAUCAGUGUGGGCGAGUGUAUGAGACCUACGUUCAAAGCUGAACUAGCGAUACUACAACUUGGUGUGAAACAUGAUCCCUUUCACACAAUAAAGCCUGUUGAUUUUUAAAUGUGUUGUGAAGCAUUGUGAUCGGAUAGGAUGAAGCCUGUUGAUUAUCAAUAUUCUAGGACUAUCUAUUCCAGAUAUAUAAUUUACAUGUCAGGAAUUGUUAACAUCCUUAUCAAAUUUGGACAACUAUGUUUUCCUUUACAAAUAGUCUAGCUUGGUUGUAAUGUACUAAAAAAACUGAGUAAACAGUAACUAUAGUGUUUAAAGGAGCUAAAUCGCUAACAUUUGGGACCUACAAAUUGACAAAAGUGGGUCGCAACGCAUAUAAUACUGUAAUAUGAAUGUAUAUAAACUGAUUUACAUUCAGUGGUUUCCGUUUUUACUCCAAUUUCAAAUCAGUUAUGUUCGGCGAAAUAAGCCAGCAGUCUCAAGCGAGUGCAAAUUUCUAGCGUCUGGUUAUUCCAGUCUACAUACGCCGUUUGAUUUGAUGCAAUGUGUCUAGCCUCGUCCCUCGAGUCUCUUGAUACAACUGGGGCUGUACACGAUUCGUGUACCAAUGGAGAUUGUAAGAUGGAUCCUGUAGCUAACGCAACAUUACCGGUUUAUGGACAAUGGGGAGUGCCUGGGUUAUCGGCUUUUGUUGGCUCCAUAUUUUCAAUUUGGAUUAUUUUAGCGAACAUUGUUGUUCUAAUGGCAAUUGUAGCUUCCAAGUGUUUAAGAAAUGCCCGAGAAAGUCUGUGUAUUGCUCAUAUUACGGUUGCUGAUUUAUGUAUGGGACUCAUUUUUGGUCCCCUGACCGUUGACUAUUUUGUGAAGGGCUAUUGGGACAAUGGAUGUGAUUUUUUGUUUAAUUACACAGUCAUACCGUUUUAUGUAACUUUUAUGACUGUACAUUCACUGGGUUUAAUGAAUGUGUUCAAACUGAUAUCGGAUUGUUGCCGAGCACAAAUCAAAAAAUGUCUCAAAGUGUUUUUGCUCGUGACAGUAUUUGCCCUCUUCUGGUUUUAUUUUAUAAUGGUGGUUGUUUCGACUUAUAAUGUUCGAGUUACAGGCAUUUCAUUUUCCUUAAAAGUUGGCAUAUCAUGUACAGAUCAGUUCGCUAUAGAUAAAUUGGGAACGAUUGUUUUGGCAUUGAUGGCGUACUGGGCACCGAUGAUAUUUAACAUUAUCUUUUUGAUAGUCCUUUUCAUUCGAGUAAGAAAAGACCUCUACUCUGUUGAACGACAGCUGCUGACUUUCAAAACACACGCAGUUGCUGUAGCGGUUUCUUGUUUGUUACCUCUUCCGGCAAUAGCUAUUCUAGGAGAUCUAGGCAGUGCGGUUUGCUUUACUCACAACUGCCAAGUUAUGGCGACUAUUGCUAAUUUUUAUUUGCUGAUAAAAUCAGGACUUAUGCCGUGCGUUUGGUUUAUAUCCCCCGAGUUUAGAGAAAGUAUCAGGCAUAUUCUUUCACUCGUUAAUAUAAGAAGCAACACUUAAAGGACAAUAUUGGUGUCAGUCAUUAUCACAUAUGUGAUAGAACUGGUUAAACACGUUCCAAAUAUAAUUUAAUCUGAUAAUUCAAAAAAGUAAUUGAAUGUCACUAAAUAAGGGAAAACGAGAAAAUAGAAAUAGUCCGUACAUUCCCUUGUUUUUAUACGCCCACAUUUUCAUUUGGUCACUUGUUAAGGUUGUGGACCCUCUAAAGGUCACAAUUUUGAUCCGAUUUGGUCUUAGAAGUAAUUAUACUUGAGCAGAAAUUCGCCCGUGUGUCUGUUAUCACUCGCCACUUCAGUCAAUUAUAUAGAAGUAUAACUCGUGUGAUAAUUAGUGACACCAAUAUUGUCCUUUAAAUUCUCUGAAAGUCAUUUAUACAUUUGCAGAAGGCCCGCUUUACAUGUACUCAUGGAAGAGAACCGGUGUUUGUACGACAGGGCGUAAACAUCCGCAUGUGCACAUUUUACGCGAGAAGAAACGCCAUCGAGCAACGUUUUUUCAGCCAUGGAAACGGUCGCUCUCCGUGUACGCGUCUAAUGCAAAUGUAAUGGUUUAUGGUACCAUUUCCAUGGAAGUAUUUCCGCGUGCGAGAAAACGCGUAGUGAAAAAAGUUGCUCGAUGAACGACUUUUCCGUAGCGGAUGUUUACUUUCUUGUGGAAUAAACGCGAGUUCUCUUCCACUAAGUCAAUCGUUGUUGCAUAUUCAUCUUAGAAAUUGCAGAUUAAUUUGUACACGGUGUUAUUAUAAAAAGGCCGCGACUGAACGUAAACAAUAUAUGACUCUAUUUAAAGAUUUUUCGGUACACAUGCAUGGAAAUAUAUAAAAUCGCGCGCUAAAACGCUGUGUUUUUCCGCUAGUGGAAACGUGUACAUGGAAAGCAAACUACAAUUUACAAAGAUAUGAUGAAUUGCAAUUUUCGCAACAUCUGCAGACGAUAGAAACAGGAUAUUGUCAAAACGGACGUAAACCAGAAUGUCCAAAACCACAAAUUAAUGUAGUCCAAGUCUGUCAAAAUAUAUAUCAGUGGAUUCUUACUAAAAAUACAAAAUAUUUUAUUGGUCAUUUUUAUCCACAUUGGCUCGGCUAUGGUAAGGAGCUGGCUUAUACUAGCCAGGAGAACCUGGGUUUGAGUGAAGGUUUUUUUUCCUCGGGAUUUUCCAGCGUGGUUUUCCCUUUGUUAAUGUUAUUGGUUGAACAAAACGGACAUAUAUUUUAUUCAUAUAAGUGACAGUCGAAUGUGCCCAGUUUCAUAACCAGAGUUGGCUCCCUUACAGGUAGGAUUAUAAUAUUCAAAAUAAAUAUUACAAAAUUUAGACUGAAACUGAAUUUAUUGCUAACAUAUUUAAAUUUGUAUAGAAGAACUCAGACUGCGUUUUCAUUAUGUCCAUUAUUCUAGAAAUGUGAUGUCAAGAUUUGUUUUUAUUUAAUGUUUGAAUGUAUCGACGAAACUAAAGAGUAUCUGAGAUGUAUGUUUUGUACAUGUCAAUAUGCUAAUUAUCAAUAUCUCUAAAUAGCUAUUAAAUUUGUCAGAUUCUGGUUAUCCAUGACGUAUAACUUAUCUUCACAGAAAGGAUUAUCAAGUGUUGUAUGUAAAUUGUAUAAUGCAUUUACGUUAAUUUACAAAUAUACGUUUAUAAACGUAUUUUGAAACUAUGUAUUGUGUAAACACGCGUUUAUAUUACUUAUUAUCAGAAUGUCAAUAAUAAUAUAUCAGAAUUGUCAAUAAUAUUAUAAUAUAUUAUAUCAGAAUUUUCAAUAACAUU